CUCUUUGUCCCUCCCCCUCUCAUCAGCCAUUGCCAUGCCAUGUCAUUGAUUCGAAUGCAUUGUCUUUUGUCGUCACUAAUAACACGCAUGAGAGAAUUGAUAACCUUUGUAUUGUAACUUUUAUGAUCUACUCUCUUCCCACUCCCCAUCGCCAAGAAGAGAGUUUACAGAUUAUUAUUUUUUUUCCCUUUAUGAGAUCGAUCUAUCACUGAUCCUAACCGAUUUGACUUUGCAGUCAGGCCAGCCACACUGACAUCAACUUUCCUCAUUGCACUCACUCGCUCACGUUGUUUGCCUGGCAACUGAUACUGACCUUGUUCUGGCUCUUCUUGUUUCUGGAGCCUCCCGUCUCAUCAUAAAGCAAAGCUCCGACCUACCUAGGCCAUGCCAUAAUUUUCUGUCACUCACCUUUCCCCCCGUUUCCGAAGGUUCCCAUCGAAGCUUCACUUCUUUUUCUCUUCUCUUCCCUUCCUCCAUCCUCUUCUCCAAAAACUAAAAGAGAGUGACCAGUCAACAAACGGAUGAUCGGCCUAGACCAGAGGUGACGUCUUUGGUUUAUGUGACUUGUAUAUCUCCGAGUGACCCCAAGCCCAAACCCAAACCCAAACCCAAACGUCACCUCACUCACGUCUCUCUCUUUUAUCCUCUUCUUCCUCUUCCUUUCACUCUCUCCUAUCCUCGUCUCCAUUCACCUAUUUUGGAGAGUUUUGUUUUUGUACAGUCGCUCAAUAUGCGUCCUCCGCGCGUUUUUGUUCUUAUACUCUUUAUCGCAGCCUCUCUCCUCCUCUUCUGUCGCGCUAUAUCAUCCUCGCUUCGUACCGCCUACGCCGAUUACCCCGCUGGUAACUUCAGGUCUAGACAAAAGACUGACUCCAUUUCGUCUCAGUCUCGGUCACAUCAUGAUGAUACAGAAAAGUCUCCAAAGUCCGUUUGGAAUUCCAUGUACUACAACACCCCAUUCUCAUUAUUUCCACCAAAUGCUGCCAUCAGCUUGACCGACGACAACAGCACUUCCUUUGCCGCCCGUCCCGCCGCUUUUGGUCCUAGGCUCGCUAUGCGAGGUCUAAGUGGUCAAUUAUGGGUGGGCAGUGGUUUCGCAGAGGAUGCUCUUAUACAUGGUACCGGCGAAUUGGGCUGCAGCGACACGCCAGGUUGGAACGAGAGAGCAGAGGCCAUUGCUCUGCACAAGGCCUUGAGGGCUGCUGUCCCUUCUAUCUCGACUUCCAGGUCCAGCACUUCUGUCCGUGCUGCUAAACGAAGCCGAGUCGUUAUCCCCAACGCUGGCAAUGGUCACACCACCUCCAGCCAUGUCUCUGUCAUGCAUGACCAUUCCGAAAUCGACGGCAAAGUGGCGCUACUAAUGCGAGGCGGUUGCGGUUUUCUCGACAAAGUAAUGUGGGCGCAGCGAAGAGGCGCUCUCGCCGUCAUCGUUGGCGAUAAUCAGAAAGGCGGCCCUCUUAUCCAGAUGUUUGCGCAUGGCCCCGAGGUCGAUAAUGUCACCAUUCCAUCCGUUUUCACUGCUCGCACGACCGCGCAGUUGCUGUCUGCGCUAACGCAACCAGGCAGCUUCAUUGAAGAUACAUUAGACAACCAAGGCAAUCCUGUUCUUAGAGUUCAGAGAGGUCCCAAGUCUAGGAAGCACAGUAAACAAGGCGUCAAGUCCACGAUUACCGCCUCCACUCACGAUAGACGAUCUGCCGACGACAGCGACAGCCAAAUUGAAGAGCAAUCUACCAAACCAACCAACAAAAAGCGAAAGACAGCGCUUAGAUUCUCCAGGAAAACAUUCACCAAGAAAAACAAGGUUGUCAGAGGAUCACCCAAAGAAAUUCGAAGCCCCCUCUUAUCUGAGGAUAAUUACGACGACUGGAGGCAUCCUGGGUCCAGAAGGUUUAAACCUGUAAUUCCGUCCAAGGCUUCCCUCGUUCGCGAUCGCACGAGCGACGACGAGCCUGAACCCGAUGAGGAAGAAAUCCUGGUUGAAUUCUUGACAGAGGAUGAUGAUAACGUUCUUGACUUUUCCCACGAACGAGGCGAUGAAGGACAUGAUGAGCCUGACGAAGCCGAGGAUGACGCACACGAUGGACUCUGGGUCACCAUCACUCCCACGAGUAAUGCUAGCCCGUUUUUCGAUACGCUUCUCGUACUGGUGGUUAGCCCGCUAGUCACUCUGAGUUUCGUAUACGCCCUUUUGAUUCUUCGCGCUAGAAUCCGCCGAAGGCGCUGGAGAGCUCCCAAAUCAGUCGUUGAACGCCUGCCCGUGCGCACGUUCCAUACAGUCGCUCCCUCGCCGCCUUUGACACCGAGAACUCCCUCACCGUCCGCUCCGACACCAACCACUCCUCUACUACAGGAAUCUCCCUCACGGCCGCGACCUCGGUCGAGGGGCUCAACGGGUAUUCCCGAAGAAGAAACGCGACCUAGUGACGCCAUACCAACACCUUCAAACCCAACCAGGAACAAUGCUCGAUCUGAGCGCGAGAAGGGUUCUGGUGGGUUUUCUGCUGAGUGGAAAAAGUAUAUGGGUCGCCAAGUCGAAUGUGUGGUGUGUCUUGAAGAAUAUGUCGAUGGCGUGAGCCAAGUCAUGAGCCUCCCAUGCGGUCACGAGUUCCACGUAGAGUGCAUUACUCCUUGGUUGACGACUCGCCGACGAACUUGCCCCAUCUGCAAGGGCGACGUAGUUCGAUCUCUUGCUCAUGGCUCAUCAUCUGAGCCGCAUUACGAACCAUAUCGCGACGAUGCAAGUGAUGACGACGAUGACGAUGACGAUGGAACUAUUGCAGAGGGCUCUGGCGCUCGUUCUGAUGACCGUGAAUCCGAUCUUGAACAGGGGCUGCUUGCCAACGAAGGGCGAACUUGGCGAUGGAGUCGACACGACGGUUGGCUCAGUAUUUUCUCCAGUGGCAUUAACAGGACAAGGUCUCCCUCUCCCGAGGACCGCAAUCGAUGAUGCUAUAGAUACCCUGCUUGUUAUGGGCGGCGAGCCAUAUGACAUGGCGUUUUGUUUGUAUACUUUUGGAGUUUUCUGGUUAUUAUCUGGCGCAAUGGAUGGAUAGCUAGCGCACUGGGAUACAGAGCACAGCAUGGAUUGCCAGGACUUUAGAAUAUCAUAUAUUUGAAUUUGGUUAUAGUCAACGGGCUGCGCAUGAUUGGUGUCAAAGACACUUUCGCUGGGAUAGGAAUAGAUAUGGUAUACCCUCAUAGUCGGCUGUUGCAUGUAUUUUACGGACCAUCACGAAUAAUUAGCAAUUCACCUCGCUUCUUCGUUUCCCUGUUGUUUUGUGAGGUUACAUAUUUGCAGGGGCUGAGAUAAUGCUGAACGCCGAAAAAAUACCAUUGUCUAUUUCUAUUUUUAUCUUUACAUGACCGAAU
Molecule: messenger RNA, 3372 nt
Organism: Fusarium verticillioides 7600
Lineage: Eukaryota; Fungi; Ascomycota; Sordariomycetes; Hypocreales; Nectriaceae
Exons: 2
Coding region: 731-2950 (739 amino acids)
Molecular function (GO): zinc ion binding
Source: RefSeq, a predicted model, not a curated record